CGCGUGCGGUGCUCGAUUCGCUCUCAGAUACUUUUUGCCAGUUGAGCCGAGUACGUGAACGUGUCUGGACGUUUUUAUGGACAAGCGACACACACAAUUCUGAGAUACAACAACAACAGUUCAGUUCUCCCCCCCUCUUCGCAACCAAGCAUCAAUCGAAACCGAAACUAAAACCUAAAACUCAAGCAAAAAUCUGCCGAAAUCGCAAGUGUUUUUUGUUACCCAAAAAAUAAAAUAUAUAUCAAAUUUGAUUUUCGCGCGCGUGCAAAUUUCCGGUUACCCCACCUCUUCCCCGCCACCCGCUCUCUCGCGUAUCAAGUGAUCUAGCAGCUGGGCAGGUAACUCGUUUAGCGUCGUGUGUGUGCAAAAAAAAAAUAAAAGAAGUGCCAAUAGAGAAGCAUAGCAAAAAGAAUUAAUGAAAUGCUAGCGCGUUUAUGAAUGGUUUCGGCCUCAAGCGCGUAUCUCACAGAUACAUUACUGCCAGCAUCAAUAAAUCGCGAAGCGUGCGAAAAAAAAAUAAUAUAUUCGCGAGUUUUGUCCAAAAUUUUCCGUUGUGCUUUCUUCCAUAAAGUGUUUUUCUGUCGCCGCACGUCGCACGUCGCAAAAUUUUCCAGCUUAACCAUCCACAGCUGCUAACAUCAUAUUUUUUUUUGGAUUAUUAUGCAGCACAAAUUGUGUGUGGAUUAGUCCACGAGUGGAUGCACAUGUGUCAGCUGUCCCACAACUUUUCUGGUGACAACAACAACAGCAACAAUAAUGUAAAAAAUGCAAUAUAAGUGACAACAAAGUUCCGGCGUUGAAAUUGAAAAUUAACAAAAUAAAUGUUUUAAAUUAAAACACAGCAAGCAGAACGAGAACACAAGAAGAAGAGAAGAUAGCGCAUUUUGAAUUGUUAAUGAGCCACAAAAAGUGUUAAAUGUUCAUGACGUUGCCGCAGUCGCCGUCGCAGUCAUCGUCAUCGACGUCAGCUUCGAUUACUCAACAGUGCUGAAAAGUCAAUUAAAGGCUAAACAGCAGAGAGCGCCACGAAUGUCGGACGCCAAAUACGAAAGCCAUUGGCAAACUUGGCUAAAACGUAUUUAACCCAAAACACAGAAAAAUAAAAGCGCACACAACUGGAGCAGAAAUAGGAAAGAGGACAACGAAUACAACAAGGCAUAGCCAGAGAGAGAGAGAGAGAGAGAAGAGUUAGAAAGAGACAACUAAAGGGGAGUAAUGAGCAGACGACGGUCCUCGUCGUCGUCGUCGUCGUCGUCGUUGGCCAUGGCAAUUACCAUGUCGCCGCUGCUGGCCGCACUUUUGCUGCUGUUGCUGCAGCUCGUGCUGCCGACAAAUGGCCUGGCAAAUUGUCCAAAUGGCUGUGAAUGCGAUGACGAAACACUGAUGGUCAACUGCGGUGUCGGCAGCCUCGAUGUGCUGCCCAUUGCACUCAACCCCUCCAUCCAGCGACUGGUUAUCAAGAACAACAAACUGAAGACCAUCGACUCAUCGAUGCAGUUCUAUUCGCAGCUGCAAUUCCUCGAUUUGUCCUACAACGACAUGGUCACCAUCCCCGAGCGUUCCUUCACCUAUCACGCCAAGCUGCAACAGCUGCAUCUCAAUCACAAUAAGAUUGGACAGGUUAGCAAUAAAACCUUUACGGGUCUGAGCACAAUUAGCGUGCUCAAUUUGCGUGGCAAUCUGAUUGCGGAGCUCGAGUAUCGCACCUUCUCCCCCAUGGUCAAGCUGGAGGAGUUGAACCUGGGACAGAAUCGCAUCAGUCACAUUGAUCCGCAUGCUCUGGAUGAUUUGGUCAAUCUGCGUGUACUCUAUCUGGAUGACAAUACGCUAACCACGGUGCCAUCUGAGCUCACUUUCCAGGCGCUGCACAGUCUGGCGGAGCUUUACCUGGGCACCAACUCUUUUAUGACCAUACCGGGAGAAGCUUUUAAGGAUCUGAAAGGUUUAACCCGACUGGAUCUGCGUGGCGCGGGAUUGCACAACAUUUCAGGCGAAGCACUGAAGGGUUUGGAAGGUGUGCGGUAUCUCGACUUGUCGGACAAUCGACUGCAAACGGUACCCACAGCUGCACUGCAGCAUCUGGCGCGUCUCGAGGAACUUUCGCUGGGUCAAAACGAUUUUGAGCUGAUCCCUGCAGGUGCCUUUGCCGGACUGCGUGAGCUGCGUCAACUGGAGAUCACCGGAGCACAACGUUUGCGUCGCGUUGAGAGCGGCGCUUUUGCCGCGAACACGAAUCUGCAGCACUUGAAUCUCUCGGCUAACAAACAGCUGAGCGAAUUGCAGGCGUAUGUUUUGGGCGGUUUUCCUCAUCUACGCACUGUGGUGCUCAAGGAGAAUCAGCUGAGCACGCUCUCGGAGAGUCUGUUCCCCUGGUCGGAUCUGCAGACACUCGAUCUCUCGGAGAAUCCCUUCGUCUGCGAUUGUCAGCUGAUGUGGCUGCGCAAUUUGCUCAUCAGUCGCAACGACAGCAAUCAAUAUGCGCCAGUUAUUUGCGCCUAUCCAGCGAACCUACGCGAAAUGCCACUUACACAGCUCGCUGAGCCGCUGCUGGGCUGCACUCACGGCGCAGCGAACAAACAAGCCAUCAUUGGUAUCAUGGUUGUGGGUUGUGCAGCUCUCAUCACAACGCUCGCUUUGGUUAUCUACACGUGUCGGCGGCGUAUACGUGAUAUGCUGAAGGGACAUUCCGCGCUGGGGCGCAAGGAGCGCGAGUAUCAAAAGACCUUCUCGGAUGAGGAGUACAUGACACGACCGCCGCCUGGAGCAGCUGCUGGUGGUGUCUGCGGUGGCGUGCAUCCGGCAUCCGGUUACCCGUGUGCCAGCAGCUACAACUCGCAAUAUUUGGGCAGCCGGCCGAUUCCAGUCACCGAGCUAUAGCUAGAAGCUCCACCCCCACCUCAGCUGCGGGGUCGGGGUGGUGCCACACUCCCCUCCUCCUCCUCCUCCAUCACCUCCAACGCCACAACCGAAACAGCCGCACUGCAGCAGCUGCAAGUGCCCAGCAGUGCGAUGGACGCACAUGCUCCGUUCGCUCAACUCAGUCACAUUCAUUACAUGACCAACAACAAUGCCACAGCACCAACAUCAACAACUACACCGCGUUCGCAUCACUCGCAGCAGGACAUGCGACUGCUGGCCAAUGGCAAAUCGCUCGGCUUGAAUGCCUCGUUGCCCCGCCACAUGGCUGGAAUGCCGCGUCAGUGUCCGGGCGCCGUGCAGGAGAGCACGCUGUCGCAUUACAGUCAGCCGAUGGGCAAUGGACAUGCCGGCAUUCGACUCACCCAGGAUCACUUCAAUCACAAUGGCAGCAACGGGGGCGUGGCUGUCUAUGCCAAGCCCUGCGAUGCCAUGGCUGAGGCUGGAUAUAUCCACAAUAAUUCGCAUUAUUCGCUGCCUCUUGAUCACGAUAUGCCACCGAGUCCCACGCCCACGCCUCCGCCUCCAGCUUUGCCGUUGCGCAAUGGACUCGGUGGCAUGGCCUUGGUGCAUGGCAACACCACGGGCAGACGCUCGUUCAACAACAACAACAAUGUGGCCACGCUCUCCAACAACAAUCACAACGGUGUGUUGAUCAAUGGCAACGGCGGCGGCGGCUGCAACAACAACAACAACGGGAGUCUGCGUCGCUAUCACUGAUAUACGCUAAAGUCGUGUGGCACGCUGGGUCGCACCAAGCCGCAGUUGCAACAACACAGCGCGGACAUUGAGUUGUAUCACUUUUACAAGGGCUGAUGCUGAGACUGAGACGAGGAUCCGAAGACAGAGACGGAGAGAUGGAGAGAGAUCGGCUCGCAUUGUGUUAAUUAAUUAAUUAUGGUAUAUUUAUAUAAAUUGUAUAUUUAGUUAAACUCUUAUGCUUAUUCAGGCGCAAGCAUUUUGUAUAAAUUAGCAUUUAGUUGAACCACAAAUAAAUACACAAAACGAAUCAAAUCUGAAUGAAAUGCGUGUACAUACAGUUUGACAUGCACAAUGCACAGUUUGACAAUAACCGUUUGGCAGUCACCACGCUGCAUUGUGCCUGUUGUACGUUUUGUUUCGCAUCCAGUGAUCUUAACUAUUAAGUUUUGCUUAAAGUUUUCAAUUCCUGUAAAUAAUUCGAUUCUAUACAAAAAUAAAAUACAAAAAUUCAGCAAAAAAAUCCAAACAAAAAAAAUACUACUAAAAUUGUAUACAAUUAAUUUACGCUUUUAAGCACAAGUCAUUAAAAAUAUAUAUAUAUACAUGUAUUUAGUAUAAAAUAUUGCAAAAUCUAUACAAAAAAAAAAUUAAUAAAAUCUGCAAAAAAUAAAACUACGAUCCAAAUAUGAUUAUGCAAAAAACAAAGGAAAAAACACAUAGAAAAAACCCAACAAAUACCAAGCUGAAAUCAGUUAUGAAAAAACGGGCUAAAGAUAUAAGAAAUAUCAUAGAUAACAAACCAUUUUUAUAGUUAAUAAAUUCACAACAAAAAGCAGUACAGUACGUAAACUUAAAUUACUUAUUGAAAUAAUAAAUAAUGCAAAGUUUAUGAAAGGUAACAAACAUAGCAAAAAUUAUGCAAAACUACGCAAUAUUCGUAUAUAUAGAUAUAUAGAUGGUACUACAAAUUGACACAGUAUGAAUACAAAAGCAAUUUAAGCAACAUAAAUAACUAUAUAAAAAAUAUGUGUAAAUAAAACGAAAACAAAAAAAAAUUAUGCUCGAACAAAUUUAAUAUUCAGUUGUUUUUCUGUUUGGCCAUUUGGCUGAUUGCCUUUUUUUUUGGUUUUCAAUGUAUCUAUUUUUUUCAGUUUAGUUCCGUUUUUUGUCAAUUUGUGACGAGUUGGCAACACCAUUAAAUAAUUCGAACUGUACAUAAGUAUUUAAUAAAUUUAAUGGAACAAAAUGCAAAACACAUACAAGGGAGUUAAGCGUAACCUUAAACUAAACAGAACAAAUUUAUAAUUGAAAAACUUAUUCAAACGUAAAUUCAUAUUCAUAUUUCAUAACAACACAAAUCUCUCAUCUAGUUAUAUAAAUAUAUACACAUACGACUACAUACAUAUAUAUAUAUAGAUUGAUGAAAAAACGGAGAACAAAAACAAUGCAAAAACAAAACAAAAAAAGGAAAACAAAAACAAU
Messenger RNA from Drosophila albomicans, 5100 nucleotides. It is a transcript of the gene caps, whose product is annotated as protein slit. NCBI's taxonomy places the organism in Eukaryota, Metazoa, Arthropoda, Insecta, Diptera, Drosophilidae. Gene Ontology annotation, molecular function: protein binding. The transcript has 5 exons. The record is from RefSeq and is a predicted model, not a curated record.